Molecule: messenger RNA, 1340 nt
Organism: Amoebophrya sp. A120
Lineage: Eukaryota; Dinophyceae; Syndiniales; Amoebophryaceae
Source: the annotation of a GenBank genome assembly
CUGGCAUGUUAGAGUAUUAUCUUCGGCAUAGCCUUAGCUUUCGUACGAGCUGUUUGUAGUUUUUCCAACUAGUAAUAUGCGUCUCUAGUACAGAAAGAGAAACAGUUCUACUACAGAAGCAAAGUUUUCUCAAGCAAGUUGCAGUUGAUGUUUUACCACAGCAAUCAUCCCAAAAAGAGUCUUUCCUGUCUCCGGUUUAUUGGCUUACCAUUUUACAACAAUCUGCACACGAACACCGCACAGCUUUUCCCAAAUUUCAUUUUGAAACCUGCUUCAUCAAUCCCAAAAAUGGCUGUCGAGCACCAUCCGGCGUCCCUCCGCAACCGCGGACCGAUUUGGGAGAAGCUCGAGCCCUAUUUUGUGGAGUUGCUUUCCUCAAAAACAGAAAGAGCUUGUUUGCCUCUUCGUGUUCUCGAAGUUGCUGCCGGCACGGGGGCGCACGCGGAGCUUUUUGCGGAGAAAUGCCACGAGAUUGUUGCGAAAGCGGAACCGCGCAGCACGCCAGCAACAGCUGCAGGCCAAACCGCAAUGGUAUUGUAUCAGCAGACCGAAAAGGACGAGGGAAUGGUCGCCAGGAUCUUUGCACCUCCGCCAAGUGCGGGAUUUAAAGAAGACGGGUCAACAUCAACUACUUCCGUAGCCAAGGGCAAUGUGGUGGUCGCGGAGCCAAAGGUGUUGGAUCUGUUACAAGUGGAAAGCUCCUCACUGUUUGGAAGUGGCGCAACUGCAACAACACAGGGAGAUGACAGUGCCCUCACAAGUAUGGCGCACCCGUAUGACAUCCUCUUCGCGUGCAAUUUCACGCAUAUCAGUGAAUGGGAGGCGACGGAAAACUUUUGGAAGAAGGUUGUGCCAAAAACGAUGCUGAAAGAGGGCGGGGGAUCAAAUAGUGCCUCUGUUCUUGCGGCGGGAGAAUCCUCCAAAGUGGUUCUCAUCUACGGGCCGUUUCGACGCAAUAAUGCCUUCACGACAGAAUCUAACCGGGAUUUUGAUGCGGAUUUGCGGCAGAGGAACCCCAGCUGGGGCUAUCGCGAUGUGGAGGACGUGGAGAAAUUGGCGAACGGAGCCGGGUUUCUGAUGGAAAAAAUCCACGAAAUGCCCGCGAAUAACUUUUUGCUGGUUUUUCAAAGGGGCUUUGCGGGUGCGCCCAAUGAUGUGCGGGUGAAACUCUAGGGAUGGAGUACCCCUCGAAAACAAAAAUGGAAGAUGUCGCGACAAGAACGAAUAAGUACAGAAUGACGGAAAUCUAUGUUGUGGAAGAAACUACAGAACCAGGGUCGCUCCUCGUUGAUCUAUGCGCCUAAUUUGGUUCUCCAGGAGCAGCUAGUGUUUCAACUUCC